AACCUAGUAAAAUAGGCAUGCAUGCCGCCAGGCCAUGGGACAGGCUACACACCUCUAUUUGGGGGGUUUCUUCCCCCUCGGUCACUUUGAUAUUGGGGGAGUUUCACCUCCCCUGCCUUCUCUUGUCGACGUCUCCUUCUCCCUCCUUCCUCCAGCACGAGCGGCAGCUGUCGGAGCACGACAGUUGCAGCGUCCUUCAGGGGAGGAAGAAAGGGGACGACGGCACGAGUUUAAACCAACAAUCUCUCGUCAUAUAUAUCAUAAUAGAGAGUAGGACGACAAAAGCCAUGGGCAGUAAUGGCAGAGAUCAUAGGCGCGGAGUCCCACGCCCGCCACCUUUACCACUUUACAGGGAUUGGGAGGAGGAAGAGGUCGUCAAGGCUGGUCGACGUCGGCAGUCGCCGUUGGCGCAGUCGUCAACGUCACCCGCGGCCGCAGCCGGCGUCGCCAACAAGAAGAGGCUGUCGAAGCAGCUGUCCAUGAAGGAGACCACCAGGGAGGUCAAGUGGGAGAAGCGGAAGCGGCAGAUACAACGGCAGAGGAGCAGCAUGCGCCUGAGCGAAGCCGACGACAGGGCAGGUGGCAGCACUGCUGUCUGUCCUGUUGACGGCGAGGCGAGCUCGAGCGCGGAGCGGGUGGCCACUGGUAUAACCGACGGGGACCUGGAUGAGCUGAGGGGAUCCAUGGAUCUCGGCUUCAGGUUCGACGAGCAGAAGGGCGGCCAGGACCUCUGCGACACCCUCCCCGCCCUCGACUUCUAUUUCGCCGUCAACCGGCAGGUGUCGGAGCCCAGGAUGUCGUUUCCCACGAGCACGAGCUCAGGGCCGUCUCUGUCGGCCACCAAGUCCUCGCCCAACCUCUGCGGCACGCCCAGCCCAGGUAGCCCUGGUGCGCACUCUAGUAACGCCUUGGAGUCAUGGAAGAUUUGCAACCCAGGAGAUAACCCUCUGCUUGUGAAGACAAGGCUCAGGCACUGGGCUCAAGUAGUGGCUUGUUCAGUGAAGCACUCGAGCUGAUCCUCGUCAGUGUUUUAUUCACGCUCUUCUUCCAUACAUAAUACCCGUACAAGUGGUUGCGAUGGCGAUGAAUUAGUCGUGUCCGAGUGAAACUAGAUCAAUUGACCUUGUUGCUCGAUCUAAUGUCGUCCCAGGUCACAUUGUUGUGGACAGAUUUAAUUAGCGUCGGGUUGGCAAAUUAAAAAAUGUAUAUGCAAAGUACUGUUAAAGGUUGGCAUGGUGUAAAAGGUGUGAGCUAUCUCCCUAAAUCAUUAUGUCACAGAUUUGAAACAGUCUUUCCGUAUCUGCGAAAAAAAACUUGUCUCGUUUUAUCUCUUCUCC
This is a messenger RNA of Zea mays, 1337 nucleotides long. RefSeq lists its product as uncharacterized. The record is from RefSeq and is marked validated. Lineage: Eukaryota; Viridiplantae; Streptophyta; Magnoliopsida; Poales; Poaceae. The transcript has 2 exons. The coding region runs from base 288 to 1016 and encodes 242 amino acids.